AUGCACAAGAGUGUACCAAGUGCGCACGAUUGGUGCCGAUGCCAGCGACGGCGGCGCGGGCGCACGGUCAGGGCCGACCGCCUGGCGCCACUAGGGCUGCGAACCUUAUUGAUAUCUUACACAAUAUACCAACACAUUAAAUGCGAUAUAACCACAUCUUGUGGUACAACAUCAAGUCUGCGAAAUGAGACAGACAAACAGAAGAAGCCAAAUAAAAAUAAAACUCCAAAGACUUCAAGAAUUAAAAUCACAACAGUCACCACAGUCACCACAGUCACCACAGUCACCACAGUCACCACAGUCACCACAGUCACCACAGUCACCACAGUCACCACAGUCACCACAGUCACCACAGUCACCACAGUCACCACAGUCACCACAGUCACCACAGUCACCACAGUCACCACAGUCACCACAAUCACCACAGGCACCACAGGCACCACAGGCACCACAGGCACCACAGGCACCACAGGCACCACAGGCACCACAGGCACCACAGGCACCACAGGCACCACAGGCACCACAGGCACCACAGGCACCACAGGCACCACAGUUACCACAGUCACCACAGUCACCACAAUCACCACAGUCACCACAGGCACCACAGUGUCCACAGUCACCACAAUCUGUUAA
Messenger RNA from Chilo suppressalis (striped riceborer), 633 nucleotides. Lineage: Eukaryota; Metazoa; Arthropoda; Insecta; Lepidoptera; Crambidae. The record is from the annotation of a GenBank genome assembly.